CUCCGCCCGUGGGCUCCGCUCUGCGGCCGCGCCUCCGAGCUGUCCGGCAGGCUCAGGGUCCAGGCUCCAAUACUUCUGUUCCCUGCCACUCAAGCGCCAUGAGGGGCCUUCUGUGCUCGCCACUGCUCAUGUUGCUGCUUUUUCUCCAGCCCUGGGAAACCCAGCUCCAGUUUGCAGGUCCCAGGUGUCGGACGGGACCCCUGGAUUUGGUGUUCGUGAUUGACAGCUCGCGCAGCGUGCGCCCCUUUGAGUUCGAGACCAUGCGGCAGUUCCUGGUGGGCCUCCUCCGCGGCCUGGACGUGGGGCCCAAUGCCACGCGCGUCGGCGUGAUCCAGUACUCGAGUCAAGUGCAGAGCGUCUUCCCACUCGGCGCCUUCUCGCGACGCGAGGACAUGGAGCGCGCCAUCCGCGCGCUGGUGCCGCUAGCUCAGGGCACCAUGACCGGGCUGGCAAUCCAGUACGCCAUGAACGUGGCCUUCAGUGUGGCCGAGGGUGCGCGCCCGCCGGAGGCGCGCGUACCGCGCGUCGCUGUCAUCGUGACCGACGGGCGGCCCCAGGAUCGCGUGGCUGAGGUGGCGGCGCAGGCGCGCGCCCGGGGCAUCGAGAUCUACGCGGUGGGUGUGCAGCGCGCCGACGUGGGCUCCCUGCGGGCCAUGGCGUCUCCCCCGCUGGACGAGCACGUCUUCCUCGUUGAGUCCUUCGAUCUUAUCCAGGAGUUUGGCCUGCAGUUCCAGGGCCGGCUGUGUGGAAAGGAUCUGUGUGCUGAGGGGGAACACGGCUGCCAGCACCAAUGUGUCAGCACCCCAGGCACGUUCCACUGUGCCUGCAACCCUGGCUACCAGCUAGCUGCAGAUAACAAGAGCUGUUUGGCCAUUGACCUGUGCUCUCAAAGGACCCAUGGCUGUGAGCAUCACUGCAUCAGCUCCCCAGGUUCCUAUUUCUGUCGCUGCCGAGCUGGCUUUGUACUCCAGCAGGACCAGAGAAGCUGCAGGGCCGUUGACCACUGCAGCUUUGGGAACCACAGCUGCCAGCAUGAGUGUGUUAGCACCUUUGGUGGGCCACGGUGCUACUGCAGAGAGGGCCACGACUUGCUGCCUGAUGGGAGGAGCUGUCAGGCCCGGGACCUCUGCAAUGGUGUAGACCAUGGAUGCGAGUUCCAGUGUGUGAGUGAGGGCCUCUCUUACCGCUGCCUGUGCCCCAAGGGCCAGCAACUCCAGGCAGAUGGCAAGAGCUGCAACCGGUGCCGGGAAGGCCACGUCGACCUGGUUCUGCUCGUCGAUGGCUCCAAGAGCGUGCGCCCGCAGAAUUUCGAGCUGGUGAAGCGCUUCGUGAACCAGAUCGUGGACUUCCUGGACGUGUCCCCCGAGGGCACGCGUGUGGGGCUGGUGCAGUUCUCGAGCCGCGUGCGCACCGAGUUCCCGCUGGGGCGCUACGGUACCGCGGCCGAGGUCAAGCAGGCGGUCCUGGCCGUGGAAUACAUGGAACGCGGUACCAUGACCGGGCUGGCGCUGCGCCACAUGGUGGAGCACAGCUUCUCCGAGGCGCAGGGCGCACGGCCCCGCGCCCUCAACGUGCCUCGCGUGGGCCUGGUCUUCACCGACGGCCGCUCCCAGGAUGACAUCUCGGUGUGGGCCGCAAGGGCCAAGGAGGAAGGCAUCGUCAUGUACGCUGUGGGCGUGGGCAAGGCGGUGGAGGAGGAGCUCCGGCAGAUCGCCUCGGAGCCUUCAGAGCUGCAUGUGUCCUACUCCCCUGACUUUGGCACCAUGACGCACCUGCUGGACAACCUCAGAGGCAGCAUCUGCCCGGAGGAGGGCAUCGGCGCGGGCACAGAGCUUCAAAGUCCCUGCGAAUGCGAAAACCUCGUGGAGUUCCAGGGCCGCACGCUGGGGGCGCUCGAGAAGCUGACGCAGAACCUGGCCCAGCUGACGGCGCGCCUAGAGGAUCUGGAGAACCAGCUGGCCACCCAGAAGUGAGGGCCGCCGGUGGCCGGGAGCCGGGCAGGAGCGCGACCCCGCGGACUGUGCCUUCGGGGCGCCGUCGGGGCACCGGGGGGGCCCCCAGGACUUGGGCUGUCGAGAAGGGGGCGCUGGCGGGCUCCCCGGCGCUGCGCUGGAGCUGGCCUCGCCUGGACCAGAAGCCGGACUGCGGGGGACCGAAGGGGCGCUACGUCCGCACGCCCUCGCUGCUUCUGCGCUCAGUUCUUUGUUGGA
Molecule: messenger RNA, 2210 nt
Organism: Enhydra lutris kenyoni (northern sea otter)
Lineage: Eukaryota; Metazoa; Chordata; Mammalia; Carnivora; Mustelidae
Product: matrilin 4
Exons: 11
Coding region: 99-1973 (624 amino acids)
Molecular function (GO): calcium ion binding
Source: RefSeq, a predicted model, not a curated record